Messenger RNA from Hippocampus comes (tiger tail seahorse), 2187 nucleotides. It is a transcript of the gene klhl18, whose product is annotated as kelch-like family member 18. Bases 61 to 1785 code for a protein of 574 amino acids. Gene Ontology annotation, molecular function: protein binding. The record is from RefSeq and is a predicted model, not a curated record. Lineage: Eukaryota; Metazoa; Chordata; Actinopteri; Syngnathiformes; Syngnathidae. The transcript has 10 exons.
UGGUUCCGGUGUGCUACGGCGGCUCGGAGGGCUGCAGGCUCGCAGUUAGCGACGCUGACGAUGGGAGAGGUGGUUUGCGAGGAGCUCGAAGAUUUAGUCCAUUUUUCAGUGCACGACCUGCCGGGCAGAGGUUAUGUCGUCAUGGAGGAAAUUCGACGGCAGGGGAAACUCUGUGACGUCACGCUCAAGGCGGGGGAGCACAAAUUCAGCGCCCACCGCAUCGUGUUGGCGGCCUCCAUCCCUUACUUUCAUGCCAUGUUCACCAAUGACAUGGUGGAGUGUAAACAAGAUGAAAUACUCAUGCAAGGAAUGGACCCCAGCGCUCUGGAAGCGCUGAUCAACUUCGCAUACAGCGGCCACGUGGCCAUCGACCAGCAGAACGUUCAGGCCCUCCUGAUCGGCUCCAGCUUCCUGCAGCUGCAGAACGUCAAAGACGCUUGCUGCUCCUUCCUGCGGGACAGGUUGCAUCCGAAGAACUGUUUGGGGGUGCGUCAGUUUGCGGAGACCAUGAUGUGCGCUACCCUUUACGACUCGGCCAACAACUUCCUGCACCGGCACUUCGUGGACGUGUCCCUGUCGGAGGAGUUCCUCACCCUGAGGACCGACGAGCUGCUGGAGCUCGUCGCCUGCGAUGAACUCAAUGUGAAAACUGAGGAGCAGGUGUUUGAGGCGGCGCUGUCUUGGGUCCAUCACGAUCGCGUCAACCGGGAAUCUUUGCUGCCGGAGCUGCUCUCCAAGAUCCGAUUGCCGCUUUGUCGUCCUCAGUUCCUGACGGAGCGAGUCCAGCAGGAAGAACUUGUGCGCUGCUGCCAUAAAUGCAGAGACCUCCUGGAUGAGGCCAAAGACUUCCACCUGAUGUUGGAGCGUCGCCCUCACCUUCCCGCCUUCAAGACGCGUCAGAGGUGCUGCACGUCCAUCAUGGCGCUCAUCUAUGCCGUGGGAGGACUCAACAGCUCCGGUGACUCCUUGAACGUGGUGGAAGUGUUCGAUCCGAUGGGGAACUUCUGGGAACGCUGCCAACCAAUGAGGACGGCCCGCAGCAGGGUGGGCGUGGCCGUGGUUAACGGACUACUCUAUGCCAUCGGAGGCUAUGACGGCCAGUCGCGACUCAGCACCGUCGAGGUCUACAACCCCGAGACGGACGCUUGGACCAGAGUGUCCAGCAUGAACAGCCAACGCAGCGCCAUGGGAACAGUUGUGAUUGACGGCCACAUCUACGUGUGCGGCGGCUAUGACGGAAAAUCUUCUCUCAACUCUGUCGAAUGCUACUCACCGCACACUGACAGGUGGUCUGUGGUGACGGAGAUGAGCGCCAGUCGCAGCGCUGCCGGUGUCACCGUCUUUGACGGACGCAUCUUUGUGUCCGGAGGACAUGACGGCCUACAGAUCUUCAACACGGUGGAAUAUUACAACCAUCACACGAACCGCUGGCACGCGUCAUCGCCAAUGUCAAACAAGCGUUGCCGUCACGGGGCGGCGUCACUGGGCAGCCACCUGUACGCCGUGGGCGGCUACGAUGGUUCCGGGUUCCUGAGUGGCGCCGAGGUCUUCAGCUCAGCUUCAGGGCAGUGGAGCCACUUGGUGGCCAUGAACACGCGGCGCAGCAGAGUGUCCCUGGUGGCGGCGUCAGGGCGCCUCUAUGCCGUGGGCGGAUAUGACGGACAGACCAACCUGGGAUCUGUGGAGAUGUUCAACCCCGACACGGGUCGAUGGACCUUCAUGGCCCCCAUGGCCUGCCACGAGGGCGGUGUUGGCGUAGGUUGCGUCCCCCUGCAGCCCGCCUAAACGGGCCCGUUGCACCCCGUCGCAGCCGGCGGGUCAGCUGUCGGGUGAGGGGGCCGAGCGAGCCCCGGUGAGGCCGAGCAGUGUGGUCGCAUCGGCGACCGUAGCUUUAGCUGCUGGGGCUAACGGUUAGCAUUGUGCCCGUGGCCGUUCUGACCGGCGGCAGGCGCUGCGAUCCCGUGAUCAGGGUCGCGCGCUCACCGCUUCCUGUCGGCCGGGACAGGAAGUGGCACAUCUGCUUCAAUAUAAAAGCACCCAUCUUUGGUGCCAUCCAGCAAGGCUUUUAUUUUGGAAACAACAGGAAUUUGACCUGUGUCCUCAUAAGUCCCAAUUUAAACUGUGCAAAGAAUGUGAUCGUGGAGCAAAGUUGUUGAAAGUGAAAAAUAAAUGAAGUUGCUUAAUGGA